This is a messenger RNA of Esox lucius (northern pike), 1843 nucleotides long. It is a transcript of the gene cdk4, whose product is annotated as cyclin-dependent kinase 4. Gene Ontology annotation, biological process: regulation of G2/M transition of mitotic cell cycle; regulation of gene expression; signal transduction. The transcript is spliced from 9 exons. Bases 489 to 1400 code for a protein of 303 amino acids. NCBI's taxonomy places the organism in Eukaryota, Metazoa, Chordata, Actinopteri, Esociformes, Esocidae. Gene Ontology annotation, molecular function: cyclin binding; ATP binding; cyclin-dependent protein serine/threonine kinase activity. Gene Ontology annotation, cellular component: nucleus; cytoplasm; cyclin-dependent protein kinase holoenzyme complex. The record is from RefSeq and is a predicted model, not a curated record.
UCACUAUACUCCAAUUUUUUAAACGUUCAACAUGUAUUUGGCAAAUGUACCAUACUACAGAACUUACUGUACAAGUUGUUGGCUAACAAAGUUGUAAAUAGAACAUGUUGAAAAGUGGUAAUUAUUAUUUUGGUGGUAAAUAGACUUUGGCUCCGCCUUGUCCAACGACAGGAAGCGCCUCCACUUUACCAAGUGAUUUGCUAGUGUUUAGAAAAAAGUGAAGUAAGGCCGAAGAGAAAUCGAAUGAUUUGAUCGAAGACAUCGGCAACAGUUUAUGCCAAUUUAGUGUAAAACCUGCGAGACUUACCUCGAAUGUGGUUUGACACUCAAGAACCAAGAGAAAAACAUGAUUUCGUCAAUGCACUAAAUGUAGCAAUAUACAUAGCCUGCUUACUUUAAAGACGCCAAGAAACGUGGGAGCCUGUGCUGUGUGGUUGACCACAGGAAUGUCUUGUUGACUGAACUCUUUUCUCAUUGAAUAUCAGGCGAUGGCCCAGGAAUGUGGGUUCCAGUAUGAGCCGGUGGCAGAGAUUGGAGGGGGUGCAUAUGGGACGGUGUACAAAGCUCGGCAUGUCGAGAGCGGCCAGUUUGUAGCUCUGAAGAGCGUUCGUGUCCAGACGGACCAAGAUGGCCUCCCCAUCUCCACAGUCCGGGAGGUGGCCCUACUGAAGAGACUCGAGCAGUUUGAUCAUCCCAACGUUGUCAAACUCAUGGACGUGUGCGCCACCUUCAGGACGGAUCAGGAGACUAAAGUCACCCUGGUGUUUGAGCAUGUUGACCAGGACCUGAAGACCUACCUAGAGAAGGCCCCUGCCCCAGGACUGCCACCCAGCCGUAUUUGUGACCUGAUGCGUCAGUUGCUGUGUGGCCUGGCGUUCCUUCACUCGAACCGCGUGGUGCACCGGGACCUGAAGCCAGAGAACAUCCUGGUCACAAGCCGUGGUCAGGUGAAGCUGGCCGACUUUGGACUGGCAAGGAUCUACAGCUGCCACAUGGCUCUCACUCCUGUGGUGGUGACCCUCUGGUACAGGCCUCCCGAAGUCCUGCUUCAGUCCACCUAUGCCACACCUGUGGACAUCUGGAGCACAGGCUGCAUUUUUGCUGAGAUGUUCCGACGCAAACCGUUGUUCUGUGGAGACUCUGAAGUGGACCAACUGGGAAAGAUAUUCAAUGUGAUUGGCCUGCCACCUGAGGAGGAGUGGCCUGCUGAUGUCACCCUUUUACGACAUAACUUCAGUCCUAUCAGUCCCCGCCCAAUUACAGACUACGUUCCUGAGAUUAAUGACCUGGGGGCAGAGUUGCUGCUGGAAAUGCUCACGUUUGACCCUCUAAGAAGAAUCUCUGCCCUGAAUGCUCUAGAACAUCCUUACUUCCAGGAGGAUGAAGUGACAAAUGGUUAGAAUGCAUUGAAAGACAGGAAAUGAGACUGUGAGGAAAGGUAACCCUGACUUAAUUUGCAUUGUCAAUUGAGAUUCAGUGCAUUUCAGGCCAGGCCCAUUGUGGGUAUUACUUAUGUUACUAGACAAGCCAGUCGCACCCAGUAGACUCCCUGGAGAACGUACAGGAGAGAAGUUGGGUUUUAGGGGUUUUAGGACCAAUACACACAAACCUGAAUGCACUCUACACAGUAACUGUUCUGAGUCAUUAUUUUAAUAUAUUAUAGCUUAACAAUGUAUUUUUGUAAAUGCACACAUGGUCACAGUAGCUGGGUGGUAUUUGUGAGCAGGUUUACGGGCCAAAGAAUGUUUGUUUUUCUGUACCAGACACCCCCCUCCCUUUCAUUCCAAGAAGAUCUUGCAAUGUAUCAGUGCUGCAAAACUAAUAAAGCUGCUCCAAUCAUCAA